CGACGGUCCUCCCUAUUGUUGUUCCCUUCCCUCGCCCCCAAUGAGUCUCUCUCCGAUCUCCGUUUUUUAUCUCCCCUCCAUCUUCCCCACCUUCUAGCAGUCCGAUAUCCAUCCUCGCCCUUCCUACUGUCUAAUGACCCUUGCUGUCCCCGACAUUCAUCCCCCACACUGGGAACUGUGGCGCGAAGACUUCGUCGAGCUUUCACUGUGCUUGAUCGAGGUACGGCUAACGUGGACCGAGGACGAGGCGCGCCCGCCUUGCAUAGAGCGCCUGAAGUUGCUGUUCAUCCAGGCUUGGCGAACCAACGUCGAGGGAAAACUCCUCGCGUUUCUGUUCGGUACAGUACGGCCCGGACAUCAGGAACUCAUCGCACAAGAGCUCGCGAUCCCGGUAGCGCAGCUGGCGGACGAUCUCCCUCUCGACGUCAUCUCGCAAGACGACAAGCACCCGAUUCCUCAUGUGCUUUCUCGCACGUUGACGUCGUAUCUCCAGUGGUCGGCUUGUGUGGAGGGAGCCGCAGAGCGCAUCCCGCCGUCGCAGCAGCAGUAUUUGGAUCCCCGGAGGGUUUGUGAUCCUGCCUUCUUCAAGCAUCCAACGACAGAGCAGCUUGCUGCCAUUCGAGAGGAAGAAGAGGAGGAAGAAAGCACUGAGAGUGACGAAGGAGAAGACGAGCGGGAAGAAAGUGGGGAAAGCGACGAAGUACUCGGGGAAGAGGACGAAACCCCCGAAGAAGGAAGCUAUAGCGAGCAUAGCGAGGGGGAGCAGAGCGAAGAAGAAGAAGAAGACGACGAAGGAGAAGAGGAGAACGAAGAAGGACCUGCGGAAUCGGAGUGGGAAGCAGUGUCGGAAGAAGUGCUGCGCACGGGCACGGAGGCUGAAGAUCCGAAGGCGGCCCGCAAAGGAGAAGAAACCGAGGUCGGAAAGAGGGAACUAGAGUUUGCGAGCGGGGCAAGCUUGCACGUCCACGACGACCCAAACCAAGAUCCGGAGCCGCCCCGACCAGAACAUGGCGACCUCAUGGCCACGACUCCGACCCCAUCAACGCGGCGACGGAGCCGAUCCCCCUCCUCCCCAACCCGUCCCCCAGUUCGCCGACGUACCGAUACGGGCGAUCGGCCUUCGUCCCCGAUUACUCUCUCGCCGUCCUCUUGACUACCUCACCCUCUGCCAGCUCACCACCCCCAUCACGUUCCCCUCCAACCCGUUUCCCCGCGAUACCUUCCG
Molecule: messenger RNA, 1225 nt
Organism: Chara braunii
Lineage: Eukaryota; Viridiplantae; Streptophyta; Charophyceae; Charales; Characeae
Source: the annotation of a GenBank genome assembly